AUGAGAAGAAGUCGUGCACCAUCUCAACAGUUUCCACUUGUUCCUAAAGAGGAUAUUAUAAAAGGAGUGAAAGUCAUAAGAACACCGUCUGAAAUUCUUGCACUGAUUAAGACACAUGAUAGUACAACAAUAAACAAUGUGUCUGCGGCAGUUCAACCUGCUAGUCAUACCAUCAAGAAUUGUGAUACACCUUUGCAACUUCCUCAAAAUAUACCUAAAAAAAUUCAAAAGUCUGUAGGACAUAGAACGAUAAUCAAGCCUAAUAAACAUGUAUCAGAAAUUGAUGACCAACAGGAAGUUAAAGAGAAUGUUAUUCAACCAUCAAAUACUUUAGGAAAUAAAAAAUAUAACGUUACUUGGGGCAAACAAACAAAAAAGAAGCACAAAACAUGGGAAGGUGAUGGAUACCUAAUUGUAUCUGAUAAAUUUGCAGCACUUCAUGAUUUAGAUGGUCACAAAUUAGGUACUACCAGUGACUUAAAAUCUUUAAAUUUAGAAGAUGGUUCAAUCAUUGUUGUUGGUAAUAAGCAAGUCCAAGUAUUAGAUUUAGUUACAGAAUUUGAUACUGCAGCGAUUGAAAAAUCAACUGUUACUUCAUGUGCAGGACCUCCCCGUAAACGACCAAAGAUAUUAGUAGAUGUUAGUUCUCCUGAAGCACUAAUCAUGCCUGAACCUGAUAUUGAUCAUCAAUCUUUCUUCAACAAAAAAGAAGAAGAAAUCACUUCAGUUGUGCUUGAACCUUUUUUGGCAAAACACCUAAGACCUCAUCAAAAAACUGGCGUAAUUUUUUUGUAUGAAUGCGUUUCUGGAUUUAAGGACCAAGAAUAUUUUGGUGCUAUUUUGGCUGAUGAAAUGGGUCUUGGCAAGACAUUACAAACUAUUUGUUUGGUUUGGAUGUUACUGAAGCGAGGACCAUAUGGAGGUAUUCCAUUGGCCAAAAGAGUAUUGAUAGUUGCUCCUAGUAGUCUUGUAGGAAAUUGGGAAAAUGAAUUUACUAGGUGGUUAGGAAGAGAUAGACUAAGGCUGUUUUGUGUAGAUCAAAAAAAAAAACCCUCAGAGUUUGCUAGAUUACCUGCUCGGAGCUAUCCUGUAAUGAUAACUUCAUAUGAAAUGUUAGUGCGUUAUUUUGAAGAAAUUGAAAAACUGCAUUUUGAUUUGAUGGUAUGUGAUGAAGGCCAUCGGUUAAAAAAUAAUAGUACCAAUACAUAUUUAGCAUUAACAAAGAUAGAAUGUAAACGAAGAGUUUUAUUGACUGGUACACCAAUUCAAAAUGAGCUAGCUGAAUUUUAUGCACUUAUAGACUUUGUUAAUCCUGGAAUAUUGGGAACAUAUUCAAUGUUCAAACGUGAGUUUGAAGAUAAAAUUGUUGAAUCUCAACAACCGGAAUGCCAUCCACAAAUAAUUUCGCUGGGAAAACAAAAAGCUUCAGAACUUAAUGAAGUAACUGAAAAAUUUAUUUUAAGGAGGACUCAAGAUGUUAACAACAAAUAUCUACCUUCUAAAUACGAAUCUGUAGUAUUCUGUGCAAUGGCUCCUAUUCAAUGCCGUUUAUACGAAGAAACUGUUUCAUACUGGGAAAAUCGUGUACAAGAAUUUGGUUUGAGUACUAUUUCACACUUUAGUGUCAUUACUAUGUUGAAAAAAGUUUGCAACCAUCCAGAAUUAAUACUGAACAACCAAAAUAACUCCGAUACUACUGAAGAGACCUUAAAUCAACAUUUGAAUCGCACUAUUCCUUUAAAACACUCAUUAAUAGAAAGUUCAGGAAAGCUUAUAGUUGUUGACAACUUAUUAAAAGAAUUGCAUAAAAAUGGUUUCCAAAAAACCGUUUUGAUAUCAUAUUAUACUCAGACUUUAGAUAUAUUUGUAAAGUUAUGUGAUAUGAAACAUUACAAAUAUUUGAGACUUGAUGGAUCUACUGCUACUGCUCAGCGAACUGAUAUAGUUAAAAAAUUUAAUGAUUCAAACUCUAAUUACAGUGUUCUUUUAUUAAGUGCAAAAGCAGGUGGUGUUGGUUUGAAUCUUGUGGGCGCAUCAAAUUUAAUUUUAUAUGACUCUGAUUGGAAUCCAGCUUCUGAUCAACAAGCUAUGGCUAGAAUUUGGAGGGACGGUCAGAAAAAAAAUGUUCACAUUUAUAGGUUACUAACAAGUGGUACAAUAGAAGAAAAGAUAUUUCAAAGGCAGAUUAGUAAGACUGGCCUGAGUGAAGCCAUUACAAAUCCUGAUAAUCAAAAUAAUACAAAGCUGUCAUUUGAUCAACUCAAAGACUUAUUUAAUUUUAAAAAAGAUGCUUUGUGCUCAACUCAUGAUUUAUUGGAAUGUAAUUGUGGUGGAAAAGGUGUAGUUCUUAGUGAUACUAGUGCAUUCGAAUGUGAUGACAAAAAAUCUGAAGCACCGCUAAGAGUUAAUGAACUUAUGAAAUGGGAACAUCAUUCGUCACCUUUCAACACAGAUGUUUUAGAAGCCAUGAACUUAUUUGGAGUAUCAACAACUAUCCGCUUCUUGUUUAGAAACAAAGCAAAUUAA
Macrosiphum euphorbiae (potato aphid) is the source of this 2526-nucleotide messenger RNA. NCBI's taxonomy places the organism in Eukaryota, Metazoa, Arthropoda, Insecta, Hemiptera, Aphididae. The record is from the annotation of a GenBank genome assembly.